Suillus plorans is the source of this 1650-nucleotide messenger RNA. RefSeq lists its product as uncharacterized. NCBI's taxonomy places the organism in Eukaryota, Fungi, Basidiomycota, Agaricomycetes, Boletales, Suillaceae. Bases 1 to 1650 code for a protein of 549 amino acids. The record is from RefSeq and is a predicted model, not a curated record. The transcript has 5 exons.
AUGGCAGAUGAUGAGCAAGCUAUCAAGCGUAGGAAAUCUGAGUCCAACAAACGCUACUACCAAAAGCGAAAGCAGCUGGAACUUCAGGAUCCCAAGCUCGCAGAGGCAGACAAAGAACGCAAGAAGCGCAAUCAAAGGGACAAACGGGCAAGGGACAGAUCAAAGGUACAGGAGGAGGGCCCAUGGCCCAUGGUGCUGGAUCUCACUGGUGAUGCCCCCACCUUCGACGAAGGUCUCGCCGUCAGACUUCACCACACGGACUCCCCCUCAGCCAAGACCUCCUCAGAGGUGCCCCCUACAGAAGACGUAGUCCAGUGGCCAAAUGGGCAGACUACGGUACUCCCAACCGUCAUGCGCGACGGACGUAACGUAUGUGAAGGCGACGCAAAGUAUGUUCGUCAGCUAGCAACCCUGCCCCUCUCAAUGCCAGGAUCCCACCAUGUCGAACACAUAGAUCCUAUUGGCGUGAAUGAUGCAGAUCUCUGCCAACGGGUUGAGGAAACGUUGAGGGGUGGGCGAUGUGCGGUUGUGCGUGGUGCAGCGAAGCCGGGUCCCGAAAAGCUCACCGCAGAGUAUCUGGUCGAGCGCGGGAUUCCUCCGUGGCUGCGUACCACCCACCACGACAUGGAACAACGUGCGAUUGGCAAGGUGCAUCCCUGUAUAGAUGCAACGAUAGACCAAUUGUUGUCUGGGGCCGACGAUCCUAAGGAGCUGCGAUGCGCCCUUGACAUUCCGCUCCCUGCGUGUACCCUCCCCCAGCCCUUUCAACUUCUAGACCACGCUUUUGUAUGUGCAUGGGCUCAUACCAUGCACAUCCUUCCCUUCCACAAAACUCGACUUCACCCCGACCUGCUCUUGUACCGACGCUGGGCCAACAUCUACCAAGGUGGUACCCUCACCCUCCCACGACACACUUCCAAUGGGUUUGGGACGUCUUUCAGCGUUGUGGGUUGUAUGAAUUUUUUCAUCGUGUAUCGCCUCAAGGAUAGAUUCCUAAGUCGCGACCAGACGAUUGACCAGUUUCUGGCGCUGUGUGAGAUCGAUUAUGACCGCCCUCAACUUCCAGACGGCUUAGAGGCAGAGAUAGUUGACCUGCGUCCCGGGGACCUCUUAUUUAUGCCACCUGGUCAGUUCUACGCACGAUAUGCUGGGCUGCUAACGUAUGAGGAGGUUGGUACAUUCUUACGCUAUGAUACCAUGCACCUCUCGGAGUGGUCUCUGUUCCUGGACAAUUCCCAUGGUAAAACGUACACGGGGCAAGAACGCAAAGGUACCUUUGUAACCUUGCGCCGGAUGAUGGCGGCCUUACCUUACAUGCCCCUCAAGACCUACCAUCGCCCCACGGUGGCCCUAGCUUUGAUGAUCCUCGACCCAAUUUCCUACGUCUCGCAGCAGCGUGACGGUGAGACACCGCCACCGUCCAGCAAGACGAAGACGAUCGAAGUGGUGUCUGGUGGUGAGUUUGAUUCCAAGGACUGCGUCGACAGCGCUAUGAAGAUCGCUCGGCGCUUGCUGCUUCACCUCGAACUUGACGAUACAGAAGCUGUAGGGGUUUUGGACGACUCGGCAUGGGAUGCUGUGGGCGAUCAGCUCCACUUGGAAAAGGUUUGGGACAACUCCAAUGCCAUCGAGUCGGAUGACGGUCCGUGA